This is a messenger RNA of Nilaparvata lugens (brown planthopper), 2660 nucleotides long. RefSeq lists its product as uncharacterized. The record is from RefSeq and is a predicted model, not a curated record. The coding region runs from base 769 to 1224 and encodes 151 amino acids. Lineage: Eukaryota; Metazoa; Arthropoda; Insecta; Hemiptera; Delphacidae. The transcript is spliced from 5 exons.
GUUUGAGGCAGAAAAAAGUAUAGUACAGAGGAAUUUAUGGAAGAUUUAUUGCUGGAUGAGGUUGACGAAUUAAAUCUAGAAUAUAGAUGUGACGCGGGCUUUAAAAACUUUUUUAGAAUGAAAAGUUCCGAUUUUGAAAAUCUUUUGAAAAUGAUUCAUUUUCAAUAAAAAUGUAAGCACUUGAACAACAGUAUAGCACUAUUCUAUUUUUUUAAACGGCAGUGACAAGAUCGACACGUCCACACUGGUGCCUUCGACUCGACUGUCUUUGAUCCGGACCGACCUGAUUCGGGUUGCGUUCGACUCGACUCGACAGCGCUCAACAAUGUCUAGACAAUGGACGUGUCAGACUUGUUCGACAUUGUCGAUGGUGUCGAUCGGCAUAGUGUGGACGCGGCUUAGACGUUGCGUCUCGACAAGCCUGCUCAUAGCUGCGCGUCCAAGGAAUAAAUUUGGCCUAACGUCGCCUUUUGCGUGUAUUAAGAAUAAUUAAUAAUAAUUCCCUCCAUUUUCCAGCCCUUGUUAAUUUAUAAAUAAUAUUCUUGAUUCAUUGAACUUUACUUGAAAUCAGCUAAAAUUAAGAAUAUACUAUAUAUUAAUUUAAUUCAUUCAAAAUUUCAAUAAGAUUGUGAUUUAACCUAAAAGACGUCUUUUUCUCGUCAUAUUUGGCGCGAUCUCGAUCAACAGUUCCCGAACACGAAGCUUCAGGUCCAGUUUAUCACUCGACAUUUUAGGUUCACAUUUUAUUUCGACACUUUGAGAAGAAAAAUGCACCCAUUUUUCAAAUUCUCAAUAAAAUACAAGUAUUUUUUCAUUUCCGUGGCAGUAUUUACUGCAAAUUUUUUCUCAAAUGAAAGAGUUCAAGAGGACAAACGGAUAUUUGAAGCUGGCUUCUUUGCUUUUAGCUGCUCAUCGAUCAUGCACAUCAUGUUGGAUAUGGACAUUUUAUUUAGAAUUAUAAUUAUGCUGUCGUACUACGGUUACUACGGUUACGACCAUAUGAGUCAGCUUUUGGAUUCAACCAUGACGAUUUUCAUCCCAGAAUCUGUGUUGGAUCACACCCCAUCAUUUGUCGUGUAUCUCUUUGGAACGUUGAAAUCUGUAUGUUGGGUUGCAUUGACCUAUUGUUUUAUGGGACUGAUAAGCGAGUACAUUAGAGAUAACAUCAAUCCACCUCAACCUGUCAUUCGUGAACCCAUCCAUCCUAGUAUGCUUGGUGGUUAGAUGAGAUACAUCCCGAACUAUCCAGAACAUAUUGUAAGAGGAGGAAGUGGUACCGGGAGAGGUGCUGUACUCGUUCCCUCGACUGUGUUCAACUUUAUUCUCAUGAUACUCUACCAAGUUUGAAAUAUUAUCAAGUUCAUGAGUUCUUGUGUUUUUUGUAUUGUUCGUGUUAAUUAUCAUGUCAAAGCUUGAAGCUUAAGGGUGAUAAUAGCUUCAAAUUAAAAUCUACUGUGAAUAAGAAUAUGUAAUGAUAAUGAUACAGGGCUCUAUUUUUAUAAACGCUCUUUAUAUAUGUGCUCUUGCUAAAACUUCGCUUACGACGAGUAGAAACAAAGACUAGAAUCUGGGGAGCUGACCUAGAACAACAAUCGUCCGGUACGGUACUUGCUAAAUACAGUUCUAGUUUUUCGUUUCCUUCUAAACUAAAGUAGUUUUAAUCUAAGUCAUGAUCCAUAAUAUUACGGCUCUAACCGUCUAUAGGUGUAGUAGUGUAAGUUUAGUGUAGUAAUGAAAGUUUAGUUUAAGUGUAGUGCUUCGAAUUGUUGUAAUAAGCUUAUUCAAAAUUAUUGUAACUUUUCCCUGAGAUAUUGAUCCCUAUCAAAUCGUUGAAAUCAUAAUUCAGAGUUUCUUGAAUCUAUUACACAUCACUUCUCCCUUGGUAGAGUCACUCAUGUUUUGACUCAUCCAUUUCUUUGAUUCAAUAUGAAAAAAGUAUAUUAUUAUUUGUAAAUUAAAAACUUAGGUGCCUUUUAAUAGGCUUGUUCCUUAAUGUAGUGAAAAUUUCAUAUCGUUUAAUGCAUAAGUCAGAGUUUCUUAAAUUUAUCUGUUUUCCCACCGGUUUAUUCCUAAAUAGAGUCUGUAUGUUUCUAUUCACCCAUAAAUUCAUCCAUUUGUUAUUAUUUGUAUGUUUGAAAACUUAGUUCCCUUUGUUCAUUUAUUCCUUAAUAUAGUUAAAUGUUUUAACUGAAGAAUAAGUCAGAGAUUCUUCAAUUAACUUCACGCUACUUGGUUGUUAGCGAAGUCUUUGUAUCAAUUCUUUGUUUCAAUUUGAACACAUUUUUAUUAUUUGUAUGUUUGAGAACUUCACCUUGUCACUAUAAUGAUCUCAAUUAUUAAAAUUUGUUACAAUUGAUCACUGUGUCAUUUAUAUACUUUAUUUCUAUAAUCCAUUGAAAUUCAACUUCCAAGUCAGAUCUAAGGCUAGAUAAAAUUAUAUUUCGUUGAGAACGGUGACAAAUUUUAAUAAAUAUAGGAGAGGAAAGAUUAUGACAGUUUUCGCAAAACAAUUACCGGCAUCCUCUAGUUAACUGCAAGCUUUCAAUCAUAAAAUAUAAUAAGACAAAUAAUGUUUUCUUCACUUUUUAAGUAGUGUAUUUUACAUUCUGGAAAUGAGAACCUCUUCUUCUAAGGAUAAAAUCCGGCAACAAUAAAUUUUC